CCGAGAGGCGCGUCGAAAGUGGGUUUCGUCAGUGAAUUGACAAGAUUUAAACACACGCUACACCACACGUCUUCUGUCAGCAGUAGAUUUCACGUGAACUUUUAGACUUACUCACGAGCGCCUUUUGUGGACUUCGACCUUGCUAGUUUAAACUAGUUACCUGUUUCAAACCAGGAAGUAGUCUAGGCCAGCGAGCUCGCCGUUUCGGGAUUGACAAAAGGAUUUGUAAUGGCAGCGAAUACCAACGACAAGCUAUUUGAAUAGAUCAACAGCUCUUUGGAAGACAUGGAUUUAAGAAACCUAAACGAUUCUGUUGUUCACCUCGAUGCACCAAUUAUUCCGGACAAGUCGGGCAUCUCCAAUCUGACCAUCAUCCGGAUAAAGAACGGAUCAAUCAUAGAAGACCAGAUGUUUUUAAAUACACUUGCUGCCCAAGCACUCUCGGGAAUAUGUGUCUUGUCUGCCUUGCUAAUGACUUGCCAUCAGAUCUAUACACACCUUCGGUCUUACACGGUCCCCAAUGAGCAGCGUUACAUUAUCCGCAUCUUAUUUAUUGUGCCAGUCUACGCCUUUGACUCCUGGCUUAGCCUGCUCUUCAUCAGCAAUGAUCAGUACUACGUCUACUUCGACUCAAUUCGAGACUGCUACGAAGCAUUUGUCAUUUACAAUUUCUUGAGUCUCUCGUUCGAGUACCUCGGAGGGGAAAGUGCAAUCAUGUCUGAGAUCCGAGGGAAACCAAUACAGUCAAGCUGUCUGUACGGCACCUGCUGCUUGGUUGGAAUGAGCUAUUCUAUUGGCUUUUUAAGAUUCUGUAAACAGGCAACUCUUCAGUUCUGUGUUAUCAAACCCAUCAUGGCAGUCAUCACCAUCAUCCUGCAGGCCUUUGGCAAAUAUCACGAUGGAGAUUUUAAUGUGAAUGGAGGAUACCUGUACAUCACGAUCAUCUACAACUUCUCAGUCAGCCUUGCCCUCUAUGCCCUCUUCCUCUUCUUCUUCGCGACGAGUGACCUGCUCAGGCCUUAUGAACCAGUGCUCAAAUUCCUCACUAUAAAAUCUGUCAUCUUCCUAUCGUUCUGGCAAGGAAUGGUUUUGGCUAUCCUGGAACGCUGCGGGGUCAUCCCCAAUGCACUGUUCAUCGACGGACAAGAGGUCGGGGCCGGCACAGUAGCGGCAGGCUGGCAGAACUUCAUCAUCUGUAUCGAGAUGUUCUUUGCUGCCAUCGCCCUCCGCUAUGCCUUCACCUGCACGGUGUACCAGGAGAAGACAAACGAGGUGCCAGACAAAAUCCCCCCAAUGCAGAGCAUCUCCAGCGGUCUGAAGGAGACGAUAAACCCAGGAGAUAUGGUGCAGGAUGCCAUUCACAACUUCUCCCCAGCGUAUCAGCAGUACACCCAGCAGUCCACGCAGGAGGUGGUCCAGCCCAGCCAGAACAGCAAAGGAGGUCCGCUCAGCGGCAAGGGCUCCCAGAAGUCUGACAAAAUCAUGCUCAUUACCUCGGAUGAUGAGCUCUAGGCGGUGGUCCGACAACUUCCAGGUGUUUGUUUUUUUUUUCCCCCGCUGCGGCUUCAGCUGCAUUAUUUCAGUAUUUCAGAUGAACUGCUCGCUUUUGUUUUUUUUUUUAAUGAAAAAUUGAAGCAAGGUGGAUUGAAUUUUUCCCCCAAACAUGUUUAUUAGCUCAGUAUAAACAGAGGGUUGUCUAUAUCCACCACAUAAAUAAUAAUCAGAGCGAUGACAUGCUAUUACUUUAUCAGACAAGUCUAUAAAUAUGCCCCCCACGCAAACAAAUAUAUAGAAUUUACCUGUAUAUGUUAUCAGGGUCUGUUAAGUCAUGUCUGAUCUGGAGUCUCUUUUUCAGUCAUCUCGUAUCAUGUCAACAUGCUCUCUGACCAUCUCUGAGUCACGCUGCUUUCAAAGAGGAGCUGAUUUUUAAUGGGGAUGACUCCAGAAGGGGAAGCCGGGGAAGUGAGAGAUGAUGGCAGGGACCCACACUUCACAGAGCAUCUCUUGUAUCUGACUCGUUUGUCAAGCGGUCUCUGGCAAGCGGUCUCUUUCCUCGAAAAUGGAAAAGGGGUCCCUUUGAUAGAAUAGAAGCAGGCAAUUCAAACUGCAGUCUUAUGGCGCUUUGAAAUCCUUUUUUUUAAAAAAAAAAUUUUAUGCAUGUGUGUAUCUCGCAUAGCAUGCACAAAUUGUAAGAUAAGCCCUUCUCCCACCACCGUGUAGGGUGGUUGUACUCAUUAAUUUUCCCAGUAUGUACAAGAGAAUGUAAUUCUGUGUGAUAAAGAUGGGUUGGUUCAACAAACUUUAGAAAUCAAUACUUAAGCGUUUUGGAGCCUUGUUUGCUUGUGAAGUUUGCAUUAUUGUUCAUAUUCCAACUUUUAAGUUUUACUAUUUUUUUUUAAAUAUGAAUGGAAUUUCUUCAACUGGUUUAAUGAUAAUUUCGAUGCAAAAUGCGUUCUGUUGUUCUUAUUGUUAAAUGUUAAUUUUAUUAUUGCACAUGCUCAGUUCAUGGAGGGGGUUUAAUAUAAGUAAUUUGUCAUGUUUUCAAGUAGCUGAACCAAGCACAUAUCAGAUAACGUGUGAAAAUGUGUGAAAAGAAAGGGAUUUUUUUUUUGUAUAGAGGACACUUUGCUAUGCUUAUUUUAACCUUUGUUUUCACUUGUAGUUUAAUUCUACAUUUUUCACACGGGCGACACUUGAUACAGCUACCUGAUUUUGGCUUAUAUGGCAGUAAAAUUAUAACUUAAGACAUGGCAGAUAGUUUCUUGAAUUAUUUUUCUGGAUCCUCUCUCGUGCCAAUGACAGCUGCCAUUCUGGGUAAGCGGAGAGAAAUUUCGAGUUGGUUACAAAUUCAUAAUUAAAGACGUCUUACA
Lampris incognitus (smalleye Pacific opah) is the source of this 2870-nucleotide messenger RNA. RefSeq names its product transmembrane protein 184a (gene tmem184a). Gene Ontology annotation, molecular function: transporter activity. Gene Ontology annotation, cellular component: early endosome membrane. The transcript has 9 exons. Bases 286 to 1512 code for a protein of 408 amino acids. The record is from RefSeq and is a predicted model, not a curated record. Lineage: Eukaryota; Metazoa; Chordata; Actinopteri; Lampriformes; Lampridae. Gene Ontology annotation, biological process: transport.